UCCCCUCCCCUCACAGCCGGACAAAAAAUUCGCGCGUACGAAGCUCUCGAGGAGGUUUCCGCUUAGGAGAAGGCGGUGAUUAAUCGCCCCCUCAACACCUCCCCCUCUCUCUCUCUCCCCCUCUCUCUCUCCCCCUCUCCCCGCCCCCCGAGUCCCGGCUCGUUCCUGGUAAAAUGGCAACCAUGGAGAAGCUGAUGAAGGCCUUCGAGUCGCUCAAGUCGUUCCAGCAGGGCCCGCCCAGCGAGGAGCCCGGGCAGAAGCAGAAGAAAGAAUCUGCCACUACCAAAAAGGACCGUGUAACACACUGCCUGACCAUUUGUGAAAACAUUGUUGCACAGUCUCUGAGGAACUCACCAGAGUUUCAGAAACUGCUGGGGAUUGCAAUGGAAAUGUUUUUAUUGUGCUGUGACGAUACAGAGUCUGACGUUAGAAUGGUAGCUGAUGAAUGUUUAAAUAAAAUUAUCAAAGCCCUGAUGGACUCGAAUCUGCCGAGGUUGCAAUUAGAGCUCUAUAAAGAAAUCAAAAAGAAUGGCCCCUCUCGAAGUCUUCGUGCUGCACUUUGGAGGUUUGCUGAGCUGGCUCACCUUGUUCGUCCACAGAAGUGCAGGCCUUACCUUGUGAACCUACUUCCCUGUCUGGCUCGGAUCAGCAAACGUCCAGAAGAAGCUGUGCAGGAGACGCUUGCCAAUUCUGUGCCGAAGAUCAUGGCAGCUCUGGGCAACUUUGCAAACGACAGUGAAAUUAAAAUGUUGUUGAAGACGUUUAUUGGGAACCUGAAAUCGAGUUCUCCAACUAUUCGGAGAACUGCAGCCAGUUCAGCUGUUGUCAUCUGUCAGCAUUCAAGAAGGACCCAGUAUUUCUACACUUGGCUAUUGAAUGUGCUUUUGGGAUUUUUAGUCCCCGUGGAGGAAGAUCGGCCUACUCCACUUAUCCUAGGAGUAAUGCUUACACUCAGGUAUCUAAUGCCUUUGCUGAGACAACAAGUCAAGGAUACUAGUCUGAGAGGCAGCUUUGGUGUGACUCGGAAGGAAGCUGAAAUCUCCCCUUCUUUGGAGCAACUUAUACAGGCCUAUGAAUUAACAUUACACUACACCCAGCACAGGGACCACAAUGUGGUAACAGCUGCCCUGGAAAUGUUGCAGCAGCUGUUUCGUACUCCUCCUCCUGAACUCCUCCAGGCUCUAACCACUCCUGGCAGCAUCACCAGAGUCAGCAUUGCUCGAGAUGAAACCACAAACCGGCUUCGAAGUGGCAGCAUUGUGGAAUUAAUAGCUGGAGGGGGGNCUUCUUGCAGUCCUGUUCUUCUCAGAAAGCCAAAAGGAAAAGUGGUCUGUGGACAAGAGGAAGGACUGGAAGAUGAAGCAGAGACACGUUCUGAGAUCAGUGGUGCUUCUUUUCCAGGUGGCACGACUUUUCCAGGUUCAGUGAACAACGAGGAAGCUGCUGAAAUUCCAUCAUCUUCAGGCAUUUCCACCAUAGGUUCUACAAGCCCAUUGCCGGAUUCUGCAGGGCACGACAUCAUCACCCAGCAACCACGUUCCCAACAUACUUUACAGGCGGCAGAAUCUGUAGAUCUGAAUAGUUCAACGGUGACAUCAGACUUGACCAAUGUUGCAAACGAAGGGGAGGAUGAUGACAUUCUGAGCCGCAGCUCCAGCCAGAUUAGCACCAUUCAGUCAGAUACCACUAUAGAUCUGAAUGACCAGACCAAUCAGACAACGUCUCCGCUAAGUGAGAGCUCCCAGACCACAGAGGGCCCUGAUUCGGCUGUGACCCCGUCAGACAGCUCUGAACUUGUAAGUGUGCAGCGGGCUGAGGGGGGAUCCCAGUCAUCUACUGAGGGGCCUGACAUCUCUCCCAGCUCCCCCAUGGAAGGCCCAGACUCCGAUACUUCCACUUUCUCCUCCAGUUCAGCUAGUAGCAGUGAAAAGGUACUUGACGGGACAGACAGUCAGUAUUCAGCAAUGCAGAUUGGACAGCUUCAGGAUGAGGAGGAAGAUAGCACCAAUCCACCAGGAGAGGAACUCCAAGAUGGCUUUACUACUUCCUCUCUUGCAGUAAACAAGCCCCACUUGCUAAGUCACCUGGGUCACAGCCGGCAGUCGUCAGACAGCAGUGUUGACCGUUUUGUGUCAAAGGAUGACUGCGUUGAGUCAGCAGAUCUUGAAAUUAAGCCUUGCAGAAUAAAGGGAGACAUCGGACACUAUACAGAUGAGAAUGCUGCUCCUCUGAUUCACUGUGUCCGCCUCCUUACAGCAUCGUUUCUUCUGACCGGCCAGAAAAAAGGUCUCAUCCCUGACAGAGAGGUGAGGGUCAGUGUGAAAGCAUUGGCAGUGAGUUGUGUUGGAGCUGCCAUUGGACUUCAUCCUGAAGCUUUCUUCAGUAAACUCUACAGGACCCCACUUGAGGUUUCAGAGACGCAAGAAGAACAGUAUGUAUCAGAUAUCAUGAAAUAUGUUGAGCAUGGAGAUCCACAGAUCAGAGGUGCAACUGCGCUCCUUUGUUCAACGUUCAUCCAUUCAGUUCUUACCAAGACCCGGUUUCAUCCUGACACUUGGUUGGCCAACAUACGAAGUACUGCAGGGUAUAACGUCUCUUUAGAGGACUGUGUGCCUUUACUUCAGAAAACUUUGAAAGAUAAAUCAUCGGUGACAUGUAAAAUGGCAUGUGCUGCUGUCAGGCACUGCAUCACAAGUUUAUGCAACAGCAGCUACAGUGAGCUAGGAUUGCAGCUCAUCAUUGACCUUCUGACCCUGAAGAAUAAUUCUUACUGGCUUGUGAGGACUGAGCUGUUGGAAACACUGGCAGAGAUGGAUUUCCGAUUAGCCGGUUUCUUGGAGAGAAAAACAGUAGAACUUCACAAGGGUGAUCAUCACUACACUGGGAUGUUAAAGCUACAGGAACGUGCUAUCAAUGAUGUGGUUAUUAAUUUGCUGGGUGAUGAAGAUCCAAGAGUUCGGCACGUAGCAGCAACGACAUUAGUAAGGCUUGUCCCUCGAUUGUUUUUUGACUGUGAUCAAGGACAGUCUGAUCCAGUGGUAGCAAUAGCCAGAGACCAAAGCAGUGCAUAUCUGCAACUGCUGAUGCAUGAGACCCAAUCUCCAUCUCACUUUGCAGUCAGCACUAUUACCAGAACAUACAGAGGAUUCAACAUUUCACAGAGUACCACUGAUGUAACAAUAGAAAAUAAUCUCUCCCGCAUCAUUACUGCUGUGUCUCAUGCAUUAACGUCAUCUACCUCACGUGCCCUUAUACUUGGUUGUUGUGAGGUCUUGUGCCUGCUUUCAUUGAACUACCCUGUGUGUAAUUGGAGCAUUGGCUGGCAUUGUGGAUAUACGGCAACUAGUUCACAAGCCUCCAGAGUCCAUCUCUACAAAAACAGGGGACGGUCAUUCAGCGUAUCACAAAACAGUCCAACAGAUGACUCUCGAAAGGGCUGUACUGUGGGAAUGGUCAAUAUGAUACUUUCUCUGCUUUCAUCAGCCUGGUUUCCUUUGGACCUUUCUUCCCAUCAAGAUGCCUUAAUAUUAUCUGGAAAUUUACUGUCUGCCAUCGCACCAAAAUCUUUGAAGAAUCCCUGGGGCACUGAAGAUGAUACCGGUGUGUCCAACAAGCAGGAGGAGCCAUGGCCUGCUUUGGCUGACAGGACCCUGGUAGGCAUGGUGGAACAGCUCUUCUCCCAUUUGAUGAAGGUCAUAAAUAUCUGUGCGCAUGUGAUUGAUGAUGUUGCACCUGGCCCAGCUCUCAAGGCAACUCUGCCUUCACUUGCGAACACCCCAUCCCUCAGCCCAAUCAGGCGCAAAGGAAAAGAGAGAGAGUCAGUGGAGCAGACAACUGCACCAAUGAGUCCAAAGAAGAUAACUGAAUCCAAUCAAGCUGCCCGGCCUACAGAUACCGUUGGAGCUGCGCCAACAAGCAAGUCCACCUCCGUGGGUAGUUUUUACCACCUUCCCCCAUAUCUGAAAUUACAUGAUGUCUUGAAGGCUACCUAUGCAAACUAUAAGGUUACCUUGGACCUUCAAAACAGUAAUGAAAAAUUUGGGAACUUUCUACGUGCCGCUUUGGAUGUUCUAUCUCAGCUUUUAGAGAUUGCAACCCUUCCUGACAUUGGGAAGUGCGUGGAAGAAAUCCUUGGCUACCUAAAGUCCUGUUUUAGCAGAGAGCCUAUGGCAGUCAUAAUUUGCGUACAGCAGCUAUUGAAGACUCUUUUUGGAACAAACCUAGCAUCUCAGUAUGACAGCUGCUCAUCCAACCCCAGUAAAUCUCAAGGCAAGGUGCAGCGUCUUGGCUCCUCUAACCUGAGACCGGGACUGUAUCACUACUGCUUCAUGGCGCCCUACACUCAUUUCACUCAGGCACUUGCUGAUGCUAGUCUGAGGAACAUGGUCCAAGCUGAGCCUGAACAAGACACAUCAGGGUGGUUUGAUGUGCUACAGAAGGUUUCAACGCAGCUGAAAUGCAAUAUGACAAAUGUCACGAGACAUCGAGCUGACAAGAAUAUGAUACACAACUAUAUCCGGCUCUUCGAACCACUGGUUAUUAAGGCUUUAAAGCAGUACACAACAACCACCUCAGUAUUUCUGCAGAGACAAGUGCUUGACCUGUUGGCCCAACUUGUGCAGCUCAGAGUGAACUACUGUCUACUUGAUUCGGACCAGGUGUUCAUUGGGUUUGUUCUGAAGCAGUUUGAAUACAUAGAGGUUGGCCAGUUCAGGGAGUCGGAGAUGAUCAUUCCCAACAUUUUUUUCUUCUUGGUGUUGCUGUCAUACGAACGCUAUCAUUCCAAGCCGAUUAUUGGAAUUCCCAAAAUUAUUCAGCUGUGUGAUGGAAUCAUGGCCAGUGGCCGGAAAGCUGUAACACAUGCAAUCCCAGCACUACAACCUAUAGUCCAUGAUCUGUUUGUUCUACGAGGAACAAAUAAAGCUGAUGCAGGCAAGGAGCUGGACACACAGAAGGAAGUGGUGGUUUCUAUGUUGUUGAGACUCAUCCAGUACCACCAGGUGUUAGAGAUGUUGAUACUGGUGCUCCAACAGUGCCACAAAGAGAAUGAGGAUAAGUGGAAACGCCUUUCACGUCAGAUAGCUGAUAUGAUACUACCAUUGCUUGCUAAACAACAGAUGUACCUUGAUUCACAUGAAGCUUUGGGAGUAUUAAAUACUCUAUUCGAGACGGUGGCGCCAUCUUCCCUGCGACCAGUUGACAUGUUGCUGAAGAGCAUGUUUGUUAUGCCUGCGACUCUGAUCUCAGUGGGAACAGUUCAGCUUUGGAUUUCAGGCAUUCUUGCCAUCCUGCGAGUGCUGAUCUCUCAGUCCACUGAGGAUAUUGUCCUGUCCCGAGUCCAAGAGCUUUCCUUGUCCCCGUAUUUUAUUUCCUCUCAGAAUAUCAAUAGGUUGAGAGAAAGAGGAAACCAGGUGUCACCAGCAGAGGAGCAGAAUGAAGAAACGUUGAGUAAACAUUCACCAGAAGAAAUCUUUGCGAGGUUUCUGUUACAACUGGUGGGGAUUCUCUUAGAAGAUAUUGUGAACAAACAGCUAAAGGUUGACAUGAGUGAACAGCAGCAUUCAUUUUACUGUCAGCAGCUUGGCACUUUGCUGAUGGGUCUGAUACAUAUCUUCAAGUCAGGGACGUUUAGAAGAAUUACUGCAGCUGCCACCAAGUUAAUCAAAGGGGAUGGUUCUGAUGGUAACUUCUCGACAUUGGACAGCUUGAAUAUCCUGGUUCAGUCCAUUAUUCCUACUCAUCCUUCUCUGGUGCUGCUUUGGUGCCAAAUCCUGUUGCUUAUGAACUACACAAACUACAAGUGGUGGUCAGAAGUGCACCAAACCCCCAAGAGACACAGCUUGUCCAGCACAAAGUUGCUAGGUCCUCAGAUAUCUGAGGAAAAUGAAGAAACAAAAUCUGCAUCUAAAUUGGGCAUGUGCAAUCGAGAAAUAGUUAGAAGAGGAGCCCUUAUUCUUUUCUGUGAUUAUGUGUGUCAAAAUCUUCAUGAUUCAGAACACCUGACCUGGCUGAUAGUCAACCAUGUUCAAGACCUCAUCAAUCUUUCCCACGAACCUCCAGUGCAAGAUUUUAUUAGCGCUAUUCAUCGAAACUCUGCUGCCAGUGGUCUUUUCAUUCAAGCCAUUCAGUCUCGAUGUGACAAUCUUACAACCCCAACCAUGCUGAAGAAGACUCUGCAGUGUUUAGAAGGAAUCCAUCUCAGCCAGUCAGGAGCUGUCCUAAUGCUCUAUGUGGAUAAACUAAUCAGAACACCUUUCCGAGUAUUGGCACGAAUGGUGGAUACUCUUGCUUGCCGGCGAGUCGAGAUGCUUUUGGCAGAGAACUUGCAGAACAGUGUUGUUCAAGUGCCACGUGAAGAGCUGGAAAGGAUACAGCGAUAUCUGCAGAACACAUGUCUGGCUCAGAGACACCAAAGAUUGUAUUCCCUGCUGGACAGGUUCCGUACAACAAUUGCAACAGACACAGUCAGCCCAUCGCCAAUAGUGACCUCUCACCCACUGGAUGGGGACAAGCUUUCUGCUGUGGAAUCUAUAGUUGUGGACAAAGAAUGGUACGUAGCGCUUGUAAAAUCCCAGUGCUGCAAUCGUGUGACUACAACACUAAUGGAGUGCACAGAACUACUCAGCAAGCUUCCUGAAGCUGAUCUCCACACCAUCAUAACAGUUAAGGAAUUCAGUUUGAAUCUUCUGACUCCUUGUUUGGCUUUGGGUUUGCAAGAAAUUUCUAUGGAGAAAAGCAGUAUCUUGUUUGAAACUGCCAGGAAAAUUACCUUAGAUCACAUGACUGUUCGUGUACAACGUCUUCCCAGCAGCCAUCAGGUGUUCCAAAUGGUGCAUCCAUGGCAGAAUUCCUUCUACUGGAAUAAAAUUGAUGAACUUUAUGGAGAUGUUCUCUUCUAUCAAACUGUCCUUCGUCUGUGCAGUGCAGUGGCUCAGUACCUUCUGUCUCUUCCCAAAUUACCUGCAGCUCUUCAGAUUCCUACUGACAAAGAGGCAGACAUUGCAAAAUUUGUUGUCUUGUCCCUGGAGGCGGUGAGCUGGCAGCUGAUGCAUGAUCAAGUUCCACUGAGCCUGGAUUUACAAGCCACUUUGGAUUGUUGCUGCUUGGCCUUGCAGCAGCCUGCUAUUUGGAACUUAUUGGCAUCUGCAGCAUAUGUAACGCAAGCCUGUUCAGUUAUCAACUGUAUAAGGUUCAUCAUAGAAGCGGUGGCAGUUGAACCAGGUGAUGAGCUUCUUCAUCUCGAGGACAAGAGGAAAUCAAAAAAUAGAAAUGAAGAUGAAGAGGCUACAAAUGUAUCUGAGAGGGCCAAGUACAUUGCAACAGCUUGUGAAGUAAUGGCUGAAAUGGUGGAGUGUCUUCAGUCUGUACUAUUCUUUGGACACCCCAGCAAUAAUCGAAUACCAGCGUUCUUAACUCCUCCCCUCAGAAAUAUUAGUAUCAAUCUGGCCAGACUGCCUCUGGUUAACAGCUACACCCAUGCUCCUCCUUUGGUCUGGAAAUUGGGGUGGUCGCCAAGCCCGGGUGGUGAAUUUGGUACAGUUCUCCCUGAAAUACCAGUGGAGUUCCUUCAGGAGAAAGAAGUUUUUAAGGAAUUCAUUUAUCGGAUAAAUGUCCUUGGAUGGACCAGCCGAACUCACUUUGAGGAAACCUGGGCAACUCUGCUUGGUGUGCUCGUGACCCAGCCGUUAGCGAUGGAUCAGGAAGAGGAGGUUCCACAAGAGGAGGACACUGAGAGGACCCAGAUUAAUAUUCUUGCGGUGCAAGCAAUAACAUCCUUGGUGCUAAGUGCCAUGGCAAUUCCAGCAGCAGGGAAUCCAGCCACUAGCUGCCUUGAACACCAGCCUCGUAAUAAAACUUUGAAGUCUCUCGAUACAAGGUUUGGAAGAAAAUUGACUCUUAUCCGGGGAAUUGUGGAACAGGAAAUCCAAGCAAUGGUAUCAAAGAGGGACAACAUAGCAUCCCACUAUCCGUACCAAGCAUGGGACCCUGUGCCAUCUCUAUCUGCUUCGACAACUGGUGCCCUGAUAAGCCAUGAAAAGCUUUUACUACAGAUAAAUACCGAGCGGGAAAUGGGGAACAUGAAUUAUAAACUGGGACAGGUAUCCAUUCAUUCUAUCUGGCUGGGAAACAACAUCACCCCAUUGAGAGAAGAAGAGUGGGAUGAAGAUGAGGAAGAUGAAACUGAUGUGCCUGUUCCAUCCUCUCCUCCAACUUCGCCAAUUAAUUCAAGGAAGCAUCGGGCUGGGGUUGACAUUCAUUCCUGUUCCCAGUUCUUACUGGAACUCUACUCUCAGUGGAUACUUCCCACUAACACUGGCAAGAAAACCCCUGUUGUCCUGAUCAGCGAGGUGGUAAGAUCGCUUCUGGCAGUUUCGGAUUUGUUUACUGAAAGAAACCAGUUUGAAAUGAUGUACAGCACUCUGACAGAACUGCAGAAACUGCAUCCGGCAGAGGAUGAAAUUCUUAAUCAGUAUUUAGUGCCUGCAGUCUGUAAGGCAGCAGCCGUUCUGGGCAUGGAUAAGGCUAUUGCAGAGCCUAUAAGUCGUCUGUUGGAGACCACAUUGCGAAGUACUCAUAUGCCUUCUCGGAUAGGAGCACUGCAUGGAAUUCUUUACAUUCUGGAAUGUGAUCUAUUGGAUGAUACAGCAAAACAGCUCAUUCCAAUCAUCAGUGAUUACCUGCUGUCCAACCUGCGUGGAAUAGCACAUUGUGUUAACAUCCACAAUCAACAGCAUGUAUUAGUGAUGUGUGCAACAGCCUUUUACCUGAUAGAAAACUACCCACUCGACGUGGGACCUGAAUUCACUGCAGGCAUCAUUCAGAUGUGUGGUGUAAUGAUCUCUGGGAGUGAAGAAUCUACUCCUUCUAUAAUCUAUCAUUGUGUGCUGCGUGGGAUGGAACGUCUUCUGCUGUCAGAACAACUUUCGCGUUUGGAUGGAGAGGCGCUGGUAAAACUCAGUGUAGAUAGACUGAAUAUGCACAGUCCUCACAGAGCAAUGGCUGCAUUGGGAUUGAUGCUAACCUGCAUGUAUACAGGCAAAGAGAAGGGCAGCCCUGGACGGAUUACAGAAACCGACUCCACAGCUCCCGACAGUGAAUCUGUCAUCGUGGCUAUGGAACGGGUAUCAGUCCUGUUUGACAGAAUUAGGAAAGGGUUUCCUUGUGAGGCACGAGUUGUGGCACGGAUCCUCCCACAGUUCCUUGAUGACUUCUUCCCACCCCAGGAUGUGAUGAACAAGGUUAUUGGUGAAUUUAUUUCCAGCCAGCAACCUUACCCACAGUUGAUGGCUGCCGUUGUUUACAAGGUGUUUCAAACACUUCACAAUACUGGACAAUCUUCCAUGGUGAGGGACUGGGUAAUGUUGUCACUCUCAAAUUUCACUCAGAGAACGCCGGUAGCGAUGGCAAUGUGGAGCCUCUCCUGUUUCUUUGUCAGUGCUUCUACCAGCACAUGGAUCUCAGCCCUCCUUCCCCAUAUUGUCAGCCGAAUGGGUAAAUCGGACCAGAUUGAUGUAAACUUGUUCUGCCUAUUAGCCAUGGAUUUUUACAGGAAACAGAUUGAAGAGGAGCUGGAUCGCCGGGCCUUCCAGUCAGUCUUUGAGGUGGUGGCAACCCCCGGAAGUCCAUAUCAUCAACUCUUGACUUGUUUGCGAAGCUUCCAUCAGGUUGCAGAGUUGUGAAUGCAGUGUCUGCACUUGACAUGUGGAGAAGACUUAUUCAUUAAACAAAAUGGCAUUACUCAGUGACACAUUGAUGGUUGUUUUACUGCAAUCUUCGUGCUCUAAGUCACUCCUAGCAUGUUGAAAUUUCCUUCAGAAUUUUCGGGCUCUUCAGUUACAUGUUGUAACGUGGUUUUAUGUAAAAUUUAGUGCAUAUAAUCACAAAUGUUAAUCUUCUCAGGAUGUAAGAUGUGGUAAUAUCAGUAAAACUGUCUUUUAACUGAAGAUUUAUAUAUCAUGUAAAGUAUGUACAAUUGUAAAACCUGUGAUGCAUGAAUUUAUCCCAUAAUUUGCAAUGAAGAAAACCACUAUGUUGAA
Molecule: messenger RNA, 10037 nt
Organism: Callorhinchus milii (elephant shark)
Lineage: Eukaryota; Metazoa; Chordata; Chondrichthyes; Chimaeriformes; Callorhinchidae
Gene: htt
Product: huntingtin
Exons: 67
Coding region: 174-9680 (3168 amino acids)
Cellular component (GO): cytoplasm; nucleus
Source: RefSeq, a predicted model, not a curated record